AAAAUUGUGUAGGCUAUGAAUUUCCUAGCUGCUUCAUUCUCAUGCUCCAUAUGGACAUCCGAAGCUUGCACUGAUUGCAAUGCCGUUCUUAAAGGUCUACAGCCCAUUUUUCAACAGCAGAGAAUGACGGAAACAAUUCACAGCUGGGAAGAUCAUGGUUACCUAGCAACUUACACCAACAAAAAUGGCAGUUUUGCCACUCUGAGAAUUUACCCUCAUGGAUUAGUGUCAGUGGAUCUGCAGAGCUACAACGAUGAUAUGAAAGGAAGAGACAAAAUUGAUCAUAUACUGAACAAAAUAGAAGAAAGAAUGAAAGAGUUGUUUCAGGGCAGCAUCAAAAGGGUGAAGCGAUUGCCAGCCAUUGUGAGAGGAGAUGCCAUUGAUAGAUACUGGCCCACAGCUGAUGGACGUCUGGUGGAAUAUGACAUAGAUGAAGUUGUUUAUGAUGAAGAUUCAUCAUUUCAGAAUAUCAAAAUUCUUCAUUCAAAACAGUUUGGGAAUAUUCUUAUCCUCAGUGGAGAUGUUAAUCUGGCAGAAAGUGACCUGGCAUAUACAAAAGCCAUUAUGGGCAGUGGGAAGGAAGACUACACUGGGAAAGAAGUGCUGAUCCUUGGAGGUGGUGAUGGGGGUAUACUUUAUGAAAUAGUCAAACUGAAGCCAAAGAUGGUCACUAUGGUAGAGAUUGACCAAUUGGUGAUCGACGGGUGUAGAAAAUACAUGCGUAAAACAUGUGGAGAUGUCUUAGACAAUCUUAAAGGAGAGUGCUAUCAGGUUCUAAUAGAAGAUUGUAUUCCAGUGCUGAAGAGGUAUGCCAAAGAAGGAAGGAAGUUUGAUUAUGUAAUUAAUGAUCUGACAGCUGUUCCAAUCUCCACAUCUCCAGAAGAAGAUUCUACUUGGGAGUUUCUGCGCUUGAUUCUUGACCUUUCCAUGAAAGUCCUGAAACAAGAUGGAAAAUAUUUCACACAGGGGAACUGCAUCAAUCUAACUGAAGCCUUGACCCUCUAUGAAGAACAACUUGGCAAGCUUUAUUGUCCUGUGGAGUUCUCAAAGGAGGUUGUGUGUGUUCCCUCAUACAUGGAGUUAUGGGUGUUCUAUACCGUUUGGAAGAAGAGAACUGAAAUUUGAAGCUCAAGAUUUCCUAAGUGUACAUGCUGCAUGGAGCAUAUAGGCUUGCCAUGUGUUGCAUAUUGGCAUCUUGAACCUUUAAAUUAUAUGCUGUAGAUGAUUCUGAAACUUAGUCAUGCUAUUGAUUGUGAAUUCUUUAAAUGUUUUUUAUUAUUAUUUUAAUUUAAAAGCAAAUGGAAAAUGUAUAUUUUGAUGAGCUAGGGUGUUAUUUUUGAAAGUCAACUUAAAGAUGAGUUAGCAGCAAGUCUAUAGCUGCUGAAUGCACUGAACCUUUAGAAUGUGAUCCUUUUUAUUUUUUGUAGAUCUUCACAAACUGAUUAAAAACAACAUCUUUAGCAUUUCAUCCCUGAGGGUGGUCCAUGUAGUUUUUGUUUGGUUUUAUCUUUUUCCCCUCCAGAUACUUACUUAGAAGCUACAAUGCUUUUAUUGGAGAGAGGGUUGCUGGUUAUGUUUUUGUUUUUUAAGUGAACAUCACAGUGCUUCCAAUACAGUAAUUCUGAAGGGCUUAGAUCAAAAUACCCUGUGUCCUUGGUUAUAAAGGGAAGGAAUGAAGUUUAGGUUUGUUUGUUUGCUCCUGCUGUAGUCCUUCCAGCAGCGGAUUUGACCUGUUGCCACUUGAAAUUAUUUAGCUGCUGUCACAUUUAUUACUUGGAUUUUAAUGUAGGUUAACAAUAGGUUAUAGAAGCACUUUCAGCACCAUCGAUUUUGAAAAUUAAAGCAGGUUUUCAUUCUUGCCUUUAUGUGAGAAGUGUAAUGAGGGCUUUCCUUAGAAAGACUUUGUAUAUAGUUAUGGGCUAAUACUGUGUUAAUAAAGACUGGAAAAAUUAUUUAGAUCAUUGUGUACACACACACACACACACACACACACACACACACACACACACACACACAUUUCAAUUCCUUGCAGAGGAAUUGUGUGUGUACAAUAUAGGUGCACCAUUUAUAUAGGUAUACAAUGAUUUAAAUAAUGUUCUGUCUUGUUUUCCCUUUUGAAAACGAGACAGAACAUUAUUUAGAUCAUUGUAUACCUAUAUAGAUGGUGCCCCUAUAUUGUGUGUGAACACACAUACACACACGUAUAGUACAAUGCACAUAUAUAUAUUUGUGCAUGUUUAGAAGCAAAUAUGUUUACUUCCCUACGAUGAGCUCUGAUCAAAUGGCUGCAUUAGUUCCCAUUGACUCUAAUUCAGAAUUAGGACUGUACGUUGUAUCUACCUGCAAGUCAGAAUUCCAGCGGGAAGCAAGAUCUCAUUGCUUUUGUUUUGUUUAGAAAUGUAAACAUUUCUUCCUUCAGCUGUUUUCAUGUUGUCAGAAAAUUUAUUUUUGUAAAAACUUGCUAUUUACCAACUUCAUAACAUUGAUCCUAGUUGAUCUUUAAAAAGAGCCCAAUACAUAGGAGGUAAGAAGAAUAACUCUUCUGUACAUUUCCAAGAGAGAGAAUAAAAAAAUGCACUAUCCUUCCCUGAAUAUUUCACGCUUUGGACCAAAAUUAUAUUUUUAUUUUUUUUAAACCGUUUUAUCUCCAUGUCCUGUAUUUUGAGACAGUGGUGGGCUUUCCUUAUAUUAAUAACAAGAUUGUCCAAAAAAAUCAGGUUUCAGAUUCUUACCCUUAAAUAAAUGAGAAAUAUUUUUAUUAAGUCAUCUCUCAGACCCAAACAGAAUUCCAAAAUGGUGUUAGAUGUUACUUGCAAAGUUUUACUUGCAAAAAAUCUGCUUUUCUCUUUUACUUGGUGCAUAAUUAUUUUUGUAAUUAUGAUUACAUUGCUAGAGACUACUUUUAAUUUGGAGACCUAAAUGGAAUAUUCCCCCUUUUUAAUUUAACUGUUUCAAAUAAUUGCAGUCAAUAUAUUUAUUUUAUAUAUACCUGGAACAAAAUUAAUCCAUGACUAAGAGCCUGUGCAACCCUGACUUCUUUAAAAAAUAGAGCAACUGUAACUCAGUGAUGAAGUCAGUCCAGUCAAACGGAGCACAAGCCAAGGCUCUGAUCCUGCAAAAUGUAUGUCUCCUUAACUUUACAUGCAUGAAUAGUCCCAUUGAUUUAAUUGUGAUUACUCAUGGAAAUACUGUUAAGCUUGUAUCUGUGCAUGCAUUUGCAAGAUUGGUGCGCAAGGUGGCACAUGGAUAUAUAUUUGGUGCCUGGAUUUGCUGUGACAUUCCAGUCCACAAAAUGGACCAGAAAUUUAACGUAUUUGGUCUACAGCACCAACACUAGUGCUUUACUUUUCACGGAUACACAAGGCUCCAUGGAUGAAAAAUAAGAGCUGUUUGAGGGUGGAGGGAUGUUUGUGAAGUCAGUCCCUGAAAUGUUCAGUGAAUGAGAUCGCUCGUGGGUGGGUGAGUGGUAGGGAAGUAAAAGGGUCAUUUAGAAAGCUGGUCAGUAUGUACAGCUUCCUUCCAGUUUGGGGGGGAGCGGGGGGGUGGGGUUGUUUAUUAAUACAUUUGAUAUAGUGAAGGGGGGGCGGUACCUAUUUUGAUUUGAAACCUUUUAUGUAGUGUCUGUUUAAAAUGAUGUAGUUUAAAAAAAAUUGGCGAACGCUGAACAAGGUAAUUUUUUUUUCUUUUCUACUUGCUGAAUAGAGGAAAUGUGUAAGCACUGUCAUUCUUUUUUUAUUUGUUGCUGUAGUAUAACUUUUUCUUUUUUUAAAACCUCACCAUGUUUAUGUUGUGAGAAUUUCCAGAUGAAACCUGCAGUAGCUGAAUAAAACUUACAUUUAAAGCCAGUUGGGAUACAGACAGGUGCCUCACUGCACAGUAUUCAAAUAGAUUUCUGAGAAAUAGUUGACGUGGGUUUUUCUUAUUCUUUGCACUAACUGCUGCUUCCACCUAAAAAUGUGAUAAAAUACUUAAAAACCUGUUUCAUAGUAAUUUGACUGUGCAGAAAGAAGGCUGCUGGUUAUGUAUCUGCCACACUAAUGCAGUGCACGUAUUAAAUUAAAGGUACGCUCUUAUUUCUUGUGUGAUUCAGUUGUUAAGACAUUUGUGGAUUUGAUAUUAAAACCAUGCAAUGAUUUGAA
Alligator sinensis (Chinese alligator) is the source of this 4139-nucleotide messenger RNA. It is a transcript of the gene SMS, whose product is annotated as spermine synthase. Lineage: Eukaryota; Metazoa; Chordata; Crocodylia; Alligatoridae. The record is from RefSeq and is a predicted model, not a curated record. Gene Ontology annotation, molecular function: spermine synthase activity. Gene Ontology annotation, biological process: spermine biosynthetic process. The coding region runs from base 16 to 1125 and encodes 369 amino acids. The transcript is spliced from 11 exons.